Messenger RNA from Mercenaria mercenaria, 2875 nucleotides. RefSeq lists its product as uncharacterized. NCBI's taxonomy places the organism in Eukaryota, Metazoa, Mollusca, Bivalvia, Venerida, Veneridae. The record is from RefSeq and is a predicted model, not a curated record. The transcript has 9 exons. Bases 1300 to 2193 code for a protein of 297 amino acids.
UGACCUGUGUUAAAUGUUUAUGUGAAAAAAAGAAGAACGUGAAAAUCAUGUGGUGUGACAAGUUUGAACAUUUGAACUGACAGAGGUCACCCUGGUGUUGUCCGUAGACAAUGUAUCCUGCACAAGGUAUUGAGGGAAAGAGGUCUCGACUGACGAGACGUAUCUGUAUACUGGCCGGAGUAAUGUUACUGAUGUCCCUGGUGGCGAUCGUAGUCGGUAUUGUGUCUGUCGCUGUGUCAGAAGCGGCAUGGGACUUCCCGUUCAGUGCUGGGGCAGCUAUGGUCGCAGGAAUACCGGCAUUUCUGCUGUCAUUUUGCUCGAUGUGUAUGUGCUACGAGGGGAAUAAAACGGUGAAAGCAGCACAACCGGUUGUUUUGAUUGCUGUACUAUGACGAUGGUGAUCUGGUUCUGUAUCACAAUACUGGCGAUCUGUUUCGGCUUUGGCCUUGGCGGAAUCUACGGGGUUGUUGCGUGUACAAAUCAGGCAGAAAGGGUAAAAGUUGCUGACUUGUGUUAAAUGUUUAUGUGGAAAAAGAAGAACGUGAAACUCAUGUGGUGUGACAAAUUGGAACAUUUGAACUGACAGAGGUCACCCUGGUGUUGCUUAUGACAAGUUGGAACACUGGAACUGACAGAGGUUGACAAGUUGGUACAUUGAAUCUGUCAGAGGUCACCCUGGUGUUGCUUGUGACAAGUUGUAACAUUGGAACUGACAGAGGUUGACAAGUUGGUACAUUGGAACUGUCAGAGGUCACCCUGGUGUUGCUUGUGACAAGUUGUAACAUUGGAACUGACAGAGGUUGACAAGUUGGUACAUUGGAACUGUCAGAGGUCACCCUGGUGUUGCUUGUGAGAAGUUGUAACAUUGGAACUGACAGAGGCUGACAAGUUGGUACAUUGGAACUGACAGAGGUCACCCUGGUGUUGCUUGUGACAAGUUGUAACAUUGGAACUGAGAGCGGUUGACAAGUUGGUACAUUGGAACUGACAGAGGUCACCCUGGUGUUGCUCGGUGACAAGUUGUAACAUUGGAACUGACAGGGGUCACCCUGGUGUUGCUCGGUGACAAGUUGGAACAUUGGAACUGACAGGGGUUGACAAGUUGGAACAUUGGAACUGACAGAGGUCACCCUGGUGUUGCUUGUGACAUGUUGGAACAUUGAAACUGACAGAGGUCACCGUGGUGUUGCUCGGUGACAAGUUGGAACAUUGGAACUGACAGAGGUCACCGUGGUGUUGCUCGGUGACAAGUUGGAACAUUGGAACUGACUGAGGUCACCCUGGUAAUGCUUGGUGACAAUGUGUCCUGCACAAGGUAUUGAGGGCAAGAGGUCUCGACUGACGAGACGUAUCUGUAUACUAGCCGGAGUAACGUUACUGAUGUCCCUGGUGGCGAUCAUAGUCGGUAUUGUGUCUGUCGCUGUGUCAGGAUCGGCAUCAGACUUCCCGUUCAGUGCUGGGGCAGCUAUGGUCGCAGGAAUACCGGCAUUUCUGCUGUCAUUUUGCCCGAUGUAUAUGUACUACGAGGGGGCUAAAACGAGUGGACAGAGCACAACCGGUUGCUUUGAUUGCUGUACGAUUCUGAUGGUGGUCUGGUUCAGUAUCACAAUACUGGCGAUCUGUUUCGGCUUCGGCCUUGGCGGAAUCUACGGGGUUGUUGCGUGUACAAAUCAGGCAGAAAGGAUAAAAGUUUGUCUCGAUUCUGCCGAUUCAAAGAUGGCCCUCUCUGUUGUGACGAUAGUAAUAACUUUAGUUUUAUUCGUUCUGUCAUUAGCAAUAUUUUUUACCUGCUGUUGUAAUGCAGCAACAUUUGGUAUGCCGUUGAUGGUAGAAACUGCUGACAGCUACUCCUAUGGUAAUUAUUACAAUAGACCAGAUAUUAGUUUAUAUAACAGACGAGAAAAUCGACAAGAAAGUGCUAUACAGAACGCCCUGCCAGACGCAAGGAGGCAACAACCUCGUCCGCGCUCACCUGUUGAAAAUAUCAGUUAUAACAAUGAAAUUGGUAACAGAACUAUGACAGAGCCAUCUGCGCCCCAUUUAAGUGGUACCAGACAAGAAAGCUUUGAAGAUAUAGAUACUGGUUCAUUUGAACCUUAUUCUUCCGGUAGAAGUGCGAGCUCAUACUCGGAUCCACCGCCGUCUUAUGAUGAAGUUAUGAGAAAGGAACAGUCCUCUGAAACAGCAGUGUAGUUAAAAAAAUUAUUAUAUCAGAAAUUUAAAAUUAUGACAGCCCAUAUUGAUGUUGUAAAACUUGGCUAAAGGCAUUGUUAAUUUCGACAUGCAACAUCUUUAAAAGCUUGGCGCUACAGGAUUUAGUAGAUGUUAAUUUUAAAUGUUUAUAGAAUUCUAAUUAUUUUAAAUCAGUUCUUCUGGUUUAACUUAGGUCGAAUAUUAGUAUUGGUGCCCAAGUUUUUCAAAAAUACAUGCUACCAAAUCAUAACAUCUGAGUAACUCAAACGGUUUGAGGUAGAAAAAAACAACAAUUAAUUAGUUUAUACGUAAAACUUAUAAACAAAAUGAGAACAUUGCAAAUUGAUAGGAGUUAGUAAAAAGGAAAAUUUUAUCCAUAUAAACGGUCAUAAUACAUAUAUAAUACAGAAUAAUACAUACAUUUGUUAAUAAUGUUGGAUAUGUAGAAAUUGUACCGUCGUCAAAAAUGUUUAUGAACUUGCAAUCUCAAAGUUUUCAUACUUAUUAAAAGAUAGAGGCUAUGAUUUGAAAUCUAAAGCAUUUACCCUUACCCUGCUAAAUUUCUAUAAUGACCUUGUCCAUCUUUCUAAGUGAUUUCUGAGUGUAUGAUUAACAUGACGUUGUGUAAAUUACAGUCAAGUUUGUACAUCUGAAGAAAUUAUUAAAUAAAUGAGAAAAUAUC